CAGCGUCUCUGGUUCCGGCUGCUGGAGUUGUGAGAGAGAGGGAGUCUGGCCGGGGCUGACUCGGGCUCGCUUCUUCCUGUGGCGAGGCGUGUCGGGAGUCAGGGCCAUGGCGAGGAGCGGCCCGUGACAGGCACCCGGAACGCUGCUGCUGGGCAGGGGAGCGCCAUGGCCGGGCGGCGAGGCGCGGGCGGGGCGGCCCCCAUGGCGGAGGCGCCGGGCUGUGGGCCUGCGGCGGAGCCGGCCCGGGAGCUGUUCGAGGCCUGCAGGAACGGGGACGUGGAGCGGGUUAAGCGGCUGGUGCGGCCCGAGAACGUGAACGGCAGGGACACGGCGGGCAGGAAGUCCAGCCCCCUGCACUUCGCCGCAGGUUUUGGUCGGAAGGAAGUAGUUGAAUAUUUGCUUCAAAGUGGUGCCAAUGUCCAUGCACGAGAUGAUGGUGGCCUCAUUCCUCUUCAUAAUGCCUGCUCUUUCGGUCACGCUGAAGUUGUCAGUCUUCUUUUGCAUCAUGGUGCAGAUCCUAAUGCUCGGGAUAAUUGGAACUAUACUCCUCUUCAUGAAGCUGCCAUUAAGGGCAAGACUGAUGUGUGCAUAGUACUGCUACAGCAUGGUGCUGAACCAGCCAUCCGAAAUACAGAUGGAAGGACAGCUUUGGAUUUAGCAGACCCAUCUGCAAAAGCAGUGCUGACAGGUGAUUACAAGAAGGAUGAACUCUUAGAAAGUGCCAGGGGUGGUAAUGAAGAAAAGAUGAUGGCUCUCCUUACACCAUUAAAUGUCAACUGUCAUGCAAGUGAUGGCAGAAAGUCAACUCCAUUACACUUAGCAGCUGGGUAUAACCGGGUUAAGAUUGUGCAGCUGUUACUACAGCAUGGAGCUGAUGUACAUGCCAAGGAUAAAGGAGAUUUGGUGCCACUUCACAAUGCCUGUUCCUAUGGUCAUUAUGAAGUAACAGAACUUCUAGUAAAGCAUGGAGCAUGUGUGAAUGCUAUGGAUCUAUGGCAGUUCACUCCUCUGCAUGAAGCAGCUUCUAAGAACAGGGUGGAAGUGUGUUCUCUCUUGCUAAGUUAUGGUGCUGAUCCAACACUGUUGAACUGUCACAAUAAAAGCACCAUUGAUUUAGCCCCAACACCUCAAUUAAAAGAACGAUUGGCAUAUGAAUUCAAAGGUCACUCCUUGCUGCAGGCGGCCAGAGAAUCAGAUGUAGCUCGCAUCAAAAAAUAUCUUUCUUUGGAAACAGUGAAUUUCAAGCAUCCUCAAACUCAUGAAACAGCACUGCACUGUGCUGCUGCAUCUCCGUAUCCCAAGAGAAAGCAAGUCUGUGAAUUACUUCUGAGAAAAGGAGCCAACAUCAAUGAAAAGACAAAAGACUUCUUGACACCUCUCCAUGUGGCAUCAGAAAAAGCUCAUAAUGAUGUUGUUGAAGUUGUUGUGAAGCAUGAAGCUAAGGUUAAUGCAUUGGACAAUCUUGGUCAGACUUCUCUGCAUAGAGCUGCACAUUCUGGCCAUCUGCAAACAUGCAGAUUGUUGUUGAGCUCUGGAUGUGAUCCCUCAAUUGUGUCACUGCAGGGUUUUACAGCUUUACAAAUGGGGUCUGAAAAUGUGCAACAAUUACUACAAGCCCUAUUUUCUUUUGUAGAAGGCAUCCCAUUAGGUAAUUCAGAUGCAGAUCGACAGUUGCUGGAAGCUGCAAAGGCAGGAGAUGUGGAUACUGUAAAAAAGUUAUGUACAAUUCAGAGUGUGAACUGCAGAGAUAUUGAAGGGCGUCAGUCCACACCACUUCACUUUGCAGCAGGAUAUAACAGGGUGUCUGUGGUUGAGUAUCUUCUUCAGCAUGGUGCUGAUGUUCAUGCAAAAGAUAAAGGAGGUCUCGUCCCUUUGCACAAUGCUUGUUCCUAUGGUCACUAUGAAGUAGCAGAACUGCUUGUUAAACAUGGUGCAGUUGUAAAUGUAGCUGAUUUGUGGAAGUUCACUCCCUUACAUGAAGCUGCUGCAAAAGGAAAAUAUGAGAUCUGCAGACUUCUAUUACAGCAUGGUGCUGACUCCACAAAGAAGAACAGAGAUGGAAAUACUGCCUUGGAUCUUGUUAAAGAUGGUGAUACUGAUAUUCAAGACCUACUUAGAGGAGAUGCAGCUUUGUUAGAUGCUGCCAAGAAGGGUUGUUUGGCCCGAGUAAAGAAGCUUUGUUCACCGGACAAUGUAAAUUGUCGUGACACACAAGGAAGACAUUCAACACCACUACAUUUAGCAGCUGGUUACAACAAUUUGGAGGUUGCAGAGUACCUGUUACAGCAUGGAGCUGAUGUGAAUGCACAGGAUAAAGGAGGGUUGAUUCCUCUACAUAAUGCUGCAUCUUAUGGGCACGUAGAUGUAGCAGCUUUACUUAUAAAGUAUAAUGCGUGUGUGAAUGCUACGGACAAAUGGGCUUUCACACCUUUGCAUGAAGCAGCCCAGAAAGGAAGGACACAGCUUUGUGCCUUGUUAUUGGCACAUGGAGCUGAUCCUACUCUGAAAAACCAGGAAGGACAAACACCAUUAGACCUGGUCACCGCAGAUGAUGUUAAUGCGCUGUUGACAGCUGCUAUGCCUCCUUCUGCCUUGCCAUCUUGUUAUAAACCUCAGGUUAUAAAUGUAUCUCAAACCACGGGACCUACGGCUGAUUCCCUGUCUUCCGUUCCAUCCAGCCCAUCCAAUCUGUCUGCUGCCAGUAGCCUUGACAACUUAUCUGGUAGCUUUUCUGAACUCCCUUCAGUUGUUGGUACAAAUGGUGCAGAGGGAGUAACUGUUUUAGAGAAAAAGGAAGUUCCAGGUGUAGAUUUUAGCAUAAAUCAGUUUGUAAGGAAUCUUGGACUUGAACAUCUGAUUGACGUAUUUGAGAGAGAGCAAAUAACACUGGAUGUAUUGGUUGAAAUGGGCCACAAAGAGUUAAAGGAAAUUGGGAUUAAUGCUUAUGGACAUAGGCAUAAAAUCAUUAAAGGAGUUGAAAGACUGAUCUCUGGACAGCAAGGUCUUAACCCAUACCUCACUUUGAAUACUUCUGGUAGUGGAACAGUUCUUAUAGAUCUCUCUCCUGAUGAUAAGGAAUUUCAGUCAGUGGAAGAGGAGAUGCAGAGUACAGUCCGAGAGCACAGAGAUGGUGGGCAUGCUGGUGGAGUGUUCAACAAAUACAAUUUUCUGAAGAUUCAAAAAGUGUAUAACAAAAAACUCUGGGAAAGAUACACUCACAGGAGGAAAGAAGUUUCUGAAGAAAAUCAUAACCAUGCUAAUGAAAGGAUGCUGUUUCAUGGUUCCCCGUUUGUGAAUGCAAUCAUUCAUAAAGGUUUUGAUGAGAGACAUGCAUACAUAGGUGGAAUGUUUGGAGCUGGUAUAUAUUUUGCUGAAAACUCUUCCAAAAGCAAUCAGUAUGUAUAUGGAAUUGGAGGUGGGACUGGAUGCCCAGUUCACAAAGAUAGAUCUUGUUAUGUUUGCCACAGGCAGUUGCUGUUUUGCCGUGUAACAUUGGGCAAGUCUUUCCUGCAGUUCAGUGCAAUGAAAAUGGCUCAUUCUCCUCCAGGACAUCAUUCAGUUACUGGUCGACCUAGUGUAAAUGGACUAGCUUUAGCAGAGUACGUCAUAUACAGAGGAGAACAGGCUUAUCCAGAAUAUUUGAUUACUUACCAGAUUAUGAAACCUGAAGGCACCAUGGAAGCUUGAAGCAGAUUGCUUUUGGAAAUCAACAGAUCUGAACAUGAAGAUACCAAUACCUAACAUCUUCUAAAUUACACUGAAUUGAUGAAAAUGUUUUAUCCACAGGCAUUGUGGUAGAAAAUGUGAAAAAAUCUAACAUUUUGACUUGAUAAAGCUUUAAUAAUGUACAGUCUGUUUUCUAAAAUUUCAAAAACUUCCUCUUUUUCAGCACUUUAACAGAUACCAUUCCAGGUAAACUGGGUUUGUCUGUACUAAAUUAUAAGCAUAAAUUAAUUUGAACUAUGCUUUUAUAUAAUACUACAUUGAAAUCUAGCAGAAACUAUAAUAUUCCACACAGGAAUUCAUUUUACUUAUACUGUGUUCUUUAAAACACUGCAUUCACACUGAAUACAAUUUCAUUUGUAAAACUGUAAAUAAGAGCUUUUGUACUAGCAUGAUAUUUAUUUACAUUGCUUUGUAAUGUAAGUGUUUUAGAACUGCAACCUUGUAAAAAGUAUUUUUUUCCAAAUGUUGCAUUGUUCAUCUAUGUUUCAUCAUAUACGAUAAACAGGAGAAGACUUUGAUUCCAGGGUUUGUCUUUUGGGAAGGGGGAGAAUAAAUUUGAUUUUAAUUAA
Gopherus flavomarginatus (Mexican gopher tortoise) is the source of this 4295-nucleotide messenger RNA. It is a transcript of the gene TNKS2, whose product is annotated as tankyrase 2. Gene Ontology annotation, molecular function: protein binding; NAD+ poly-ADP-ribosyltransferase activity. Bases 166 to 3687 code for a protein of 1173 amino acids. The record is from RefSeq and is a predicted model, not a curated record. Lineage: Eukaryota; Metazoa; Chordata; Testudines; Testudinidae. Gene Ontology annotation, cellular component: nucleus; cytoplasm. The transcript is spliced from 27 exons.